GCCACGAUGAACCCGAAGGCGCAUGCGAUCUCGGGGCUCAUGCAGCAGCUCAAGUCGGGCGAGAUCUCGAAAGCAGAGCUCUUCCAGCAGCUCUCCAAGCUGCAGCCAUCGACGCCCGAGGUGCCCGCCGAGGCGCCGCCCCGCCAGACGCUGCAGGUGCUCGAGCCCGACCGCGCCGGCGUCUCGCACGACCAAGCCAAGAUCAUCAGCGUGCACCAGCUGCUCGCGAGCCGCCUCGCCGCCGAGCGCAGCCCCGUUGUUCUUGAUGCGCCCAAGUCGAUCGACUCGAUUGGCCGGUCGUUCUACGUGCCAGCGACGUACCAAGAGUCGUCCUCGGGCGCCAGCAGCCUCAGCGACGAUGCAAACCCGGCCUGCAACGAAGCGUACGAAGCGACGUCGCCGCAGCGCUAUGUACAGUACCUCGACGAAGACUCGUUCCAUGUGCGUGUCUCUCGCUGGAAGCAGCAAAAAGAGAGUCUCAAGGAGCGGCUCAAGCAGGAGCAGCUCGAGUCCGAGCUAGUCGAAUGCACGUUCUCGCCUGCCAUCAAUUCAAAAUCGAAAAAAGUGGCCUCGCGCCUCCGGAGCCGGAGCACCGACACGGUCUCGGACCGCCUGUACAAGGAUGUCGUUAACUAUAAACUCCGGGACGAGCUUGCCGUGCGCGCAAGAGAACAAGAGGACGAGGACCGGCAGCGCGAGUGCACGUUCCGACCGCACGUGACCAAGAGCGCGUACUCGUCGAUCGCGCGCUCCAAGUACAAGGAGAAGGCCUACAAGAAGUUUGCGCCCGACGUGCCCACACUGGAGAUGGAGCAGUGUACGUUUAGCCCCAAGAUCAACGCAAUUCCAAAAGACAUGGUCUCGGCCCAGCUCUACACGCAACAAAAUAUCUUUGACCGGCUCAGUCGUCCGCUGACGGGCUAUGACGGAGUCGACGAACAUCCCUCGAUGCUCGGUGGUAGCUCCAGCGGCGGCUCGCUUCUCUCCGAGUCGGUGCACAGCCAAGACGACAUUCGUAUCAACCGUGGCCACCACGCGGGCCAGGGCAAGCCGCGACCGAACUCGGCCGGCUCGGCGCGCACCGACGACAGCGCUGAAGUUGCGGCGCGCCAGCGGCGGUUCGAAGCCUUUGUGCACCGCCAAGAGGCCAAGCAGCGCGAGCGCCACGCCAAGUUGGAGUCGGCGCGGCACCGGACCGAGUUUGACUUCAAGCCCGAAAUCAACAAAAAAUCGAUCGAGAUCAUGCAGCAAGGACGGAAAGGCGACUUUAUCGAGCGCGUCGCCAAGUACGCACUCCGCAAAGAACACGACAAGCUCAAGAAGAAAAGUAUCAAGCUCCAGGACCCCCAGUGUACAUUCCGCCCGCAAAUCAACGAAGCCAGCAUGAGACGCGCGGGGCGGUCGGUCACGGAGCUCAGCCGCGGCGAUCUGCUCAAACGAGAAACCUCCCAGCGCCUCAUGAAGCUCAAGAUGGAGCAAGGCGAGAUGGCGCAGCUCACGUUUCGGCCGCAGGUCAACGACCACCGCGGCGAAGGCAAGCUCAAGGUGCUCUCGAGCCCCGAGACGUACGUCCAACGCCUCCAAGAACAGACGCUCAAGCUCUACGAGAAGCAGCGCAAAGCGCUCCAGCAGCAAGAGAUCCAGGAAUUUCGCGAAUGCACGUUCAAACCCCGCACAAAGGAAGUCCCAGGGUACAUUUCGCGCAUUGCCAAGAGCAUGGAGAUUGCCAAGGCCAUGCAAAACAAGAACGCCAAGCCCCGAGUGGCGCGGCCCGAAUGGAAAUAACGGCUUCUCGUCCUUGUCGUAGUGUAACUACUAGAGUCGUCUACUCGUCCUCGUCUUCUUCGUCCAUGA
This is a messenger RNA of Saprolegnia diclina VS20, 1854 nucleotides long. RefSeq lists its product as hypothetical. Lineage: Eukaryota; Oomycota; Saprolegniomycetes; Saprolegniales; Saprolegniaceae. The record is from RefSeq and is a predicted model, not a curated record. The coding region runs from base 7 to 1785 and encodes 592 amino acids. The transcript has 13 exons.